AUGACGCAAGAGGAAAAGCUGAUUUUGUCGCCACUCGUGUACGGAUACUCGUUUGGCACUUCUAAAUGGGGCGCUUUCCCUGUGGAUAAUCUAUCAAACGUCGAAUGGAAUGGGAAUUUGUUGAAUUCGCUCGUCAUGGAGCAAUCGCUUCGAAGCAUCAUGUACGGACUCAUCAAGACCCAUAGCGCUGGCACCUCCAACUUUGACGAUUUCGUCAAAGGAAAGGGCAAGGGUAUCAUCGGCUUGCUCCAUGGCCCCCCCGGCUCAGGCAAGACUUUGACGGCCGAGGCCAUUGCCGAAACGGGCCACAUGCCACUCUACGCUGUAUCUACCGGUGCCCUCGGCCACGAACCCGACAAUAUUCACUCGGAGCUCAUGCAAAUCCUGCGGCUAGCGACGCACUGGGGGGCCGUUCUCCUACUGGACGAGGCCGACGUCUUCUUGGCCAAGCGAACCAUGACGAAUCUGAAGCAGAAUGCCAUCGUCUCCGUCUUUUUGCGGGAGCUCGAGUACUACGAAGGCAUCCUGCUGUUGACGACGAACCAGAUCGAUAGGAUUGACGAAGCCUUUCUGAGCCGAACCCACUUCUGCCACAAAUAUCUAAACCUCGAUGCCGAAGCUCGUAGGGCCAUCUGGCUAAAUUUCAUACAAGACGCCCGAGAAAGAAAAAACAUGACGGUCAAGAUCGAUUCCGAAAGCAUCGAGCGGCUUGCAAAUAUGCCGCUAAAUGGACGCCAGAUCAAAAAUGCUAUGAGCAUCGCCAUCAAGCUCACCGCUGUGACGGUCACGGACUGA
Messenger RNA from Hirsutella rhossiliensis, 795 nucleotides. Its product is annotated as ATPase family associated with various cellular activities (AAA) domain-containing protein. The record is from RefSeq and is a predicted model, not a curated record. Bases 1 to 795 code for a protein of 264 amino acids. The transcript has 5 exons. Lineage: Eukaryota; Fungi; Ascomycota; Sordariomycetes; Hypocreales; Ophiocordycipitaceae. Gene Ontology annotation, molecular function: ATP hydrolysis activity; ATP binding.